Messenger RNA from Acanthoscelides obtectus, 3027 nucleotides. Lineage: Eukaryota; Metazoa; Arthropoda; Insecta; Coleoptera; Chrysomelidae. The record is from the annotation of a GenBank genome assembly.
AUGGGUUCGGCAUCAGAAGACGAAGAGGAUGAUGACAAUAGCACAGCAUCGUCAGUAUUAAAACACCACCCCCUCCAUGGCUCCCUCCCCCCUGCACCUGGAGAAACCAACAACAACUCCCUCCCGCAUUCAGAUAUCAGCAGUUCGAUAGGACAGGACUCGAAAACGGGUCAGGACGAUUCCGAGGACCAAAACUCGCUGGACGGCGACCCGGAAACGCGGGACUCCCAGACGGAAAACAAAAGUCCGGAUGACAGCAGUGCGGGGUCGAAACGUCGAGGGCCCAGGACGACGAUCAAAGCGAAACAACUGGAGAUUCUGAAGACGGCGUUCAGUCAAACGCCGAAACCUACGAGACAUAUCAGGGAGCAGCUCGCGAAAGAAACGGGAUUGCCGAUGAGGGUCAUACAAGUAGUGUGGUUCCAAAACAAACGCAGCAAAGAGCGGCGACUGAAACAGCUAACGUCGAUGGGUAGGGGUCCCUUCUUCGGUGGUUCCCGAAAAAUGCGCGGCUUCCCCAUGAACCUGUCUCCGGGUGGACUGGAAGACGGUCCUCCGGGAUUCCCGUACUUUGCCGCUGACGGAAAGUUCGAGUUCGGAUACGGGGGACCCCCUCCACCGUUCCAUCCGCACGACGGGCCCUUCUUCGGGGGACACCAUCCUGGUGGGGGACCUCCUGGACAAGGGAUGCCUUUCGGACAAGCAGGCGGACCGAUGGACCAUCCAGGCGCGCAGAUGGGCGGCAUGGGAGGCGACUUCGGCCCCAACGGCCCGAACGGACCUGGAGGCGGACCGGGGGGCAUGCCAGGCGGCGACGGAGGCCAAUUCAUGGGCGGCGCCGGCGACAUGAUGCCCCCCGGGGGCGGACCUAACAACGGAGGCGCGGGCAACGGGCGAGGGGGCAGCCCGGAGUUCAUGGCGGCGGCAGCAGCGGCGGCGGCGGCGGCGGGGGGAUUCACAGACAACCCUCAGCAACUCAACGAGGGUCUGGUCUGGUAGCUGGCAAAGGCUCUGGCCAAACGAGCCAGAGACAACUGAGCAGAGUGUAUAUAGUGUAGAUGGGGGAGAGGAUGUUUUGCUUGAUUUGGUUUUGAUGGAAGGCCGUUAAGGAACAGGAUGAGAUUUGGAAAAUGUGAGUCCUAGGUCAUUUUUUCAUCCAAAAGGUCAAUACAAAUGCGUAGAAUUUCUAGGAAGAGGGAGAGGUAGAAAAAACAUUCUGAAGUAUAAUUUAAAAUAAAUGUCUUCAAAUUUCAAAUUAAAAUUUAUUGGUGCCAAUUUACAUAUGUACAGGUCAAAGAUGCAAAGGUCAAAUCUGACUUAAAAUCAAAAUAAAAUAAUAAAAAAGCGGCAGAGACUAAGACAUCAAACAACAAUAUGAAAGUUUUAAAAUGUAUGCUUCAUCUAGAGAGCGUACAGUAAAGGAGAGAGUGGUUUCGUCUGCAAAAAGGACGAAAACAGCAACUACGCCCAAGGCAAGCCGUUAAUGUGGAACAGGAAUAAUAUAGGUCCCAAUACUGAGCCCUGUGGAACUCCGACGAACAUUUCCCUUUCCUGAGACUCCACUUCUUGCACCCUGACUGCCUGGGUUCUAUUUGCCAGAUACGAUGCGAAGAAAUAUCAAUAUAGGUGGAAAAGAUCGCAGUUUUUAAUUACAGUCAAGUUUAAGUCUAAAAUUUCUUUGAAUAUACCGCAUAUUCCGUACUCACUACAUGUACCAAAUAUUUCCCUUUUGGCUUCGUAAAUAGAACUUUAGUGUUCUGUAUACAUAUAUCUUGUCAACAUGAGACGAUUUAGAAUAUUGACUUAUUAUCGUAUACUCAUAAAAUCAUUAAAACAUGUACCAAAUGGAUUGAAGCCCAUCAUUCAUAUCCAUACGAACUGUAUCUCUCAGCAGACAUCAAAAUCGUUAUAGCAGUUACUGAGAUCGCGCAGUGACAAAAGCAAUCAACACCUUGAGAGCAAGUCCGUCCAAACUACAUUACAACCAGUAUCAUCAGUAGCAAGAUAUUCGACACCUCUAUCCCUCUCUAGUUAGGUGUUUAUUGCCAUUUUACCUCUAUUUUAAUAUCACUGUUCUUUCAGGCGAAGCUAUACAUCAAAACUAUUUCAACCAAACGUUAUCAUUGUUUUAUCAAAGAAAUUCGUGCAUAGUUAAGUCGUGCAAGUGACUAUUAUGAAUGAAAUUCUUGCACCUAGAGAAAUAUAAAGAUACUGUACACAUGAUUCGCUAUUUGAUUUCAUCGAAAAUGUAAAAUAAUUGUAAUUUUUGGCAUAAAUUUAUAGUAUGGUUUCUCUUAGUGUAUAUCAGACAUCUGUGCAAUCGGUAUAGUUAUUCUUUUCGUACCCUGUAUAUAUUGCUUCAAGUGGCAUUUUUCUGUACACAUCGUAACAUGUAAAUAUCACUAAAUUGUCAUGUUUUAUUUAUAUCCAAACAGCACAAUUCUACUCACUGUACAUUGAAAGAUUACUAAGUGCCAAGCUAUGCUGCGACAAAUAUCAAUUUAUCUGCCGAUGUGGGCCACAAGGAUACGGUCCGGGGCCACUAGGGUGGAAAGAUUAGCUCGAAACCUUUUUUAUUUAUAUAUCAAUGUACUAUAGUCCUUUUAACAAAUAAAUAGAUAUCUGCAAAUUGCUACCAAAAAAAAAUGUAUGGUUUCAUCACUUUUUUGUUAAUCACAGCCAUUUUCUUGCCGUUAUUUGUUAAAAGUUGACAUGAAACGGAUUUUACUUGUAUGAAGAACUUGUAAGUUGUAUGCUUGUAUAUAUCGAAACAAUACACUGUUCUGUCCAAUGUGUUUUCGUUUUCUCAAAAAUUCUCACCAUGUGCCCGUCUGGAAUGUACAGAAAGUAAAAAUGGAACGAGCUGGUGAUAGUUUUUGACAAAAAUUGGAUCAAAAUAUGCCUAGUUCUCGUACAAACUAUUUGUACAAAAACUACUAUAUCGCUGUAAAAAACCAUCCAAGAUACAUAUUAGUGUAUAUUGUUAAUACUAGGUGUCUAAUUAAUAAAUCACAUUCUAUAAAAGUA